AUGGAAGAUACUUUCUCUUUUCAGAGACUGCGUGUUGCGGUGCGUGAGCGGGCCAUUAUGGAAGAAGACGGUCCAAACGUUCGGCUGUGCCUCCGGACGGAUGAGGGCAAAGUCAUUGCCCAUGCACCAGGAGUCACUGAGGGACUAAUGUACGAUUGCGACUACUACUUUUCCUGCGCUGCGACCCAGGAAGAUAUUUAUUCCAGCAUUGGGUCACAGAUGGUCGAUCUUGCAAUUCAGGGUUUGAGCUGCAACGCUGUUGUCUUUGGGUUUGCGGAUACGGGAAAAACCUACACACUUUACGGAGAUGGGGACGGUGAUGGGCUUCUCCUCAGCACAGUAAGAGAUUUUUACAGCCGCCUUGAGGCUCAGUCCGACGAGUACGAGGCGAAGGUUUUAAUGCGCUACUGGGAAAUGAGCCGUGAUGCUGUGGAGGACAACUUACGUGAGAACGAUGAGGGUAAAGAAGCCAUUUCGUAUGCCGUCUCCCGCGACCAUUUAGACCGUCUGACGAUACCGAACCUGACUGCAGUGGAGGUACCGACUGUGGAGGAAUUUUUGAUGCAGUUAGGCCGUGGGAACCGCACUAGGAUGAGUCGAUGCGAAGAAAGGAUGUUUCGAUGGCAUGGCUUUGUGCAGCUUAUUAUCGUGACGACCGACAAACCAGAGGGGACGAAGAAUUAUAUUCGCACCAUGACUUUUGUACACAUGAAAGGGACGGAUCGGGUCGGAGAGAAAGGCAUUCGUGGUGAACAACUCAGGGAGGGAAGCUGCAUUAAUGUCGGCGUUACACUUCUUCGUGCGGCGGCCAUUCAUUCGCUGGAGUACCGUGAGAAGCGCCGGGCUUUCUCUACCACACCUGAAAAGCAUCGUGAACUCAUUCGUCGUAGCCAAUCAUUCUUUAUGGAGUGUAAUUUUUCCCGCAUGAUGUCUCAGUUCAUCUGUGGAUUUGAAGCAUGUUUUGUGAUUGGUUGCACGAGUCCCUUGCAGUACAAUGAAUCGAUUGAAACGCUUGAAAGCCUGCAACUCUUUCGUCAGUUGCGGUGCGUUUUGAAACCCAUCGUCGUCAUAUCUGAUCGAGGUAUGUUAAUUCGGCAGCUGCUUCGACAGGAGGCUCUUCUCGGGGAGGAAGUUGUCUCGGAGAUUUAUGAUUCAGAUACUGCCGGACGCCCCUUGACGGAAGCAGAGGAGAAAUUGCUGCUCACCUACAAAAAAAUUUAUGGCACCGUCCCAAGAAGGGGUUUAGAAACAAUGUUAGGAUUGGAUCGAGAGGCAGAAUUGAUUGAACGUUGCAAGACUAGGGCUCAGCAGCAAAUCGGAAAGGUUGAAACACAUGGCAUGCGCACCCGCAUUUUUCUCAAUCCUAGCAAGACCGCGUCAUACGAAGGGCAGUGGGAAGAUGGUAAGUUUGGCGGUUUCGGGGAGCUGUUGCAGAGGCGCAGCAGAUACCGUGGUGAGUUUCGGAAUGGCUUGCGCGAAGGUGAAGGAACGCUAUGGAUUCGUGCAGAUGAAAAAUCGCCAUGGAUACGUGUGUACAGGGGUGAAUGGUUGGCUGGAAAGCGUGAUGGCUUUGGUACCUCUUGGGACGAGAAUGGCGACGUUUACGAGGGGGAGUGGGCAGAUGAUAAACGUAACGGUUUUGGCCGACUUUUUAUGGCUAACGGAGACCACUUGAAGGGAGAGUUCCGUAAAGGUCUCUGUGAUGGACGUGCGCUGCUGCUUCUGACAAAUGGCGACUGGUACGAUGGAUACUGGGCCAUGGGGCUGCGUGAGGGACCUGGUAUGUGGUGUUAUGUAAACCGACAACAGUGUCUUUGUGGUGAAUGGACCAAAGGUAUAUUUAAAUCUGGCACAAUGUAUGACCUUCCCCAUAAGAAAACUAACGAACAUAGCCGUUUUAUUCCGCGGCUAGGACUUUUGCGUCAUGUUGAAGUACUGGAACUAGAGCAACGAAAAUUGUAUGAUCGUCGUGUGCAGGAGUUUGCUGCGCUAGGAUACAAAUGGACAGAGCCUGUUAUUUUCCCACCUCUUGGUGCUGCAGUUUCGUUUGACGAUGACGGCGAAAAAUGUCACGUAGAAUUAACCGAUGUUGAGGCAGCUGAUAUAAGCUGGGGCUUAAAUGUUGAAUAG
This is a messenger RNA of Trypanosoma cruzi, 2130 nucleotides long. RefSeq lists its product as uncharacterized. NCBI's taxonomy places the organism in Eukaryota, Euglenozoa, Kinetoplastea, Trypanosomatida, Trypanosomatidae. Bases 1 to 2130 code for a protein of 709 amino acids. The transcript has a single exon. Gene Ontology annotation, biological process: microtubule-based movement. The record is from RefSeq and is a predicted model, not a curated record. Gene Ontology annotation, molecular function: microtubule binding; microtubule motor activity; ATP binding.